Passer domesticus (house sparrow) is the source of this 13941-nucleotide messenger RNA. RefSeq names its product coagulation factor V (gene F5). NCBI's taxonomy places the organism in Eukaryota, Metazoa, Chordata, Aves, Passeriformes, Passeridae. The transcript has 26 exons. The record is from RefSeq and is a predicted model, not a curated record. Gene Ontology annotation, cellular component: plasma membrane. Gene Ontology annotation, molecular function: copper ion binding; oxidoreductase activity; signaling receptor activity. The coding region runs from base 6324 to 12242 and encodes 1972 amino acids.
CGUUUAUUUUUUCCUCUUCAAUUUAAAUUCAUUUGAGAGCUUUGUGGAGCGAUUUUUUUCCAGCUAUGAAUGGCUAUAUUUCCCCUAGCUGGAGGAAUAUUUUAAAAGAUGAAAAACAUAAGUGAUUGUGUUGUUAAGAAAGUCUGACUACAGCUUAAAUAAGUAACUGUAACUAACCAGUCUUUGAGAGGUGAUUUCCACUUGAGCAAGACUAGAGGUGGAAUAUUUGAGGAGACAGAGAAGGGAUAUUCAUUAUGUAGUCCCUUUCUCUUGUAAUAAAGAACAGUCUUAUUGACAAAAAUACAGCUUGAGGGUAAAGGGAAAAGAUUGCUAUGGCAGAGCAAGGUUCAAUCUUGAUUAUUUGUCUGCCUUAGCUGUACUAAUUGCCAGUAUGAUAGCGUGGUUUCCUCCUUGGGAUGAAAUUGCAUGGAGUUGUUUGUGGAUUCGGACAUUGCAUAGGCAUCCAGGCUUUAGCAACCACUUUCUGUCCUGUAAAAUGUAAGGUUUACUUUAAUGAAGCUUGGAGGAAAGGACCAUCAUGUCUUUGUAUCUAUAUUUGUGCAUAUAUUUAUAGUCAUUAGAUUCACUUAAACUGUCUUUCGGGAAAGCAUUUUUGUCUCCCAAGCAUCCAUCUUGCAUUCUGCAAGGUAAUCCAGAAGCUGGGUGUCUGCACUGGACUGAAUUUACUGUUGGGUGGGAAGAUUAGUCCUAGUCCUGGCACAGCUGGUCCCUGUUUUGGCUGUCCUUUGUACCAUGCUCUUACUUACAUGGGAACACAUAAUCAGGUUGUGUGUUCCAUGCUAAAAUUGACUUUCCUCUUGAUAUGUCUUCACUUCCUCUUUUUUUGGACAUAUCUUAAGCAAUGUCUAUGUAAGUGAAGAGUAAUGCUGGCUGAAACCUGUUAAAAAUUUAACCACAUCCACUGAGUCAUGCCAUAGGAAUUUGCCUAGGAGGCUAAUCUCAAAGAUGUUUUGGGCUUUCUGGUAACCAAGGAAGCAGCUGUCCUCCACCCAAUAAAUGGGGGAGCAAAGAGAGGGAGUAUGACUUAAAAUAGGCAGUGGUGAUGUAUAUGUUUUUCCUUUGCAUCAGAUGCAUCGGAAUCUUUUGAAACAUCCUUUUCCCUAAAAGGUAUCUAUUCUCCUGUAUGAAGGUGAAUUAGUUUCAUAAGUCUCCAGUAAGUUAAGUUAUAAAAUACUGCAUUUUUCCUUGUCAGGCUUUUGAUGAAAGCAAGUGGCGUGUUUGUUUGUUUUUUUUUUUAUUUUUAAUGUAUAAACCAAAGAAGGCCUUUUUCUCUGAACCUAACAGAAAAAGAGGCACAGCAGAACAGAAGAGAACUUGCCAAUGGCUUCCAUCAUCACCAUGAUAUUAGAUAUCUUAUGGCAUUUCUAGCCCUGCAUUGUCUGAUGUUGCAAAAGCCAAUCCUUGGUGACUAAGACAUGGUGUUCUGUUUGGCUGCUUAUCAAAGUGGCUGCACCUACAAGCAAAUUUCAUGUGGUGUACUUGUACUGUACCUUAAUCCUCCGCUUACUUUGGUAUUAAUGUUUAAAAUUCCUGAUAGAACCAAAGAUUGCUGCUGUAGGAACUGCUAUAAACAUUUAAACAUAGUAACUUCAAUUAAAGCUUCUGUCAAAUCCUACAUGAUUAUUAAUUACCUGAAUUUUGUGUUGGCGUCAGAAGAGCUUCUGAGAAGUUCUGCUCUGCUCACUUUCCUACUACACACCUUUCAGUUCUUAUGGCUCUUUUCUUGCCUUCUGUUUCUUGACCUUGGACUUUUGGUAUGUUCUUGUUUACAGGUGCUGCAUGCAGUAAAAAUGUAGGUGAAUUUUUGAUCCACUGAUUAGGUAGAAUGAGUGAGUUACGAUGCAAAGGGAAUUAACUCAUAGAGAUGUAAAAUAAUGACCAUCACAACCUAUUGUCAAACUUCAGAUAUCUAGUCUUCAAUGUACAUGAAAUGUAAAAAUAGUAAUAGAAAAAAUUUUAAAAUACCAAUAAAUACUUGCUUCCAAUAAAAAAUACAAGUGGAAGAUAAAAUCAAAGCAGUAAGUGUGGGAAGUGCAGUUCUGUAUUUAUUAUUUUAAAAGUCUGAUCAAAGCCUAAGCUACAAGUAAUGAAGUAUGGAGAUAGUGUUAAACAGGGCAAUUUCAACUUUGUCCUUCUGCAGCAGCAUUUUUAGGUGUGGGAAAGUAGAGUUUGUUUAACCAGCUUGCUAACAAACAGCCUGAGCCAUUGUUAGAGAACUAGAAUGCUUUGAGUUUGUCUAUGUUGUGAAGUUUAUACAACACUUAUAAUUUAGAGUCUUACUGUGCUAAGAGCUUACUGAUUUCAUGUUUCUUUCUGAAACAUGCCUAUCUGCUUUUCUAGUGAAAAAUAGCCUUUGAUAUCAGUAACUUCCAAGAUCUGUUUUAAGUCUAUUAUUUGGGAAAAAAAAAUCUGGAUGUAGAAAAUUCAGCUGUAUAAAGGGUGAAAAAUUUCAUUCAUUCAGAGUAUCAUCCUUAUUGUUAGAAGUAGGUGUGUACAACUUCAUAAGAUGCUCUCUCUCUUUUAUGAUAGUCCAGUUUCAGUUGCAGCUAGGAAGAUUCAUAUGAAUCUUCCUAGCUGCAAACUCUUGCACUGGUAUCCUUACUGUUGUUCUCUACAGAAAGAAAUCCAAGAUGAAUAUGCUGCUAGACUGACUUAGCAUGAGGCCAGCUGCUCCCAUGGUGCAUAUCAGUUGUAAGCUUGGGCAAAUACAGAAAUCUCUUGGUAAAGAAGACAAACUGGAACACAGAACACAAACAAUGAGUAGGAGCAAAAUAGUUUGUUGAGUCAAACUGAAAUUUUUCUGGCAAAAAUUAAACACUCAGGAAGAAAAAAAUAGGCUUCACUUGAGUCAGUCCAAAAUUGUGAGAUAUCAUUAACACUGUUUUUUAAGAAAGGAAGCUUGUAUAUCCUUGUUUGUUCCUUAAGAUUAUUCUUUUCAGACCACAAGCCAGUGGUUUUAGACAAAUUUGUUAAAGCACUGAAAUUCGGUUUUACGGUGUUUAGAAAAUAAACAUGUUUAUUUUUUUUUCUGUAACUUUACUGAAUUCAGCAUCUCUGUACAAAUUGUUUUCAGUCCUGCUAAAUAAUUGUUUUUGGCAAACAUCUACUGGAGAAACAUCCAGUUCUAACAAGGGACGUCUGCUUUUCUGUUAAGGAGAAAUACAAGUUUAAAACAUGAAUGUAUUUAGGUUUAGCAUGAUUAUUUGUCUUCUGAAGUGCCAAGGCAAACUGAAAUGCCCUUCUACAUUCUUACUGCCUUUUAGUUUGCUUAUGACCACAGAAGUCGCACAGCCUGCCUACCCUUAACGGUGUGCACAAUGUCUUCUUGUGUGGGCCAUCAUCAAGGCAUAUACAUCUUCUUUUGUGUGACUUGUUCUCUGAAAGAAAGCCUUAGUUUCUCUUCCUUCUUUUCUUUUUGCCUGCUCUUAUGUUUUUUUGGCAUAGCACAUCUACUUUCGGCUUCUAAACUGAGCUGUUUCACAGGUUAACCUUUCUUGGCUUUAGCACUCACUUGCAGAAGUGAAGAUAUUCAGCUGAUGGCCUCUGUUCCCGUUAGUACCUGGCAGAUUUGGUAAGUGCCUUCUCUUUUACCUACUUCAGAGCCACGUGUUCACUGCCGAUUCAAUAAAUAACUCCUUGUUUGCCCAUGAAGCCUGUUAACCCUGAACUAAACCAAGUACGCCGCUGGGCCGCAGUGCAUUGAUUGGUGUGUUUGAAUGAGAGAGAGGUCUCUCUUAGGGCAUUAUUAGCAAGCAAUUCCACAAUUGUACAACUUUUUCUUCUCUGUACUAGCUCCCUGUCUGUCACCAGUUGUGAAGGCUGAUGGCAGGCAUCAGGAUAUGACUGCCUGCCUGCUGGCACUUAGGGUAUUUUUUUUUUUAUGAAGUAGAACCAAGUUUGUUGUGGAUCCUAAUUUGUUAUUUACAGCAAAAUACAUAUCACCACUUUACAUCUCUUUUUAAAGAUCUGUUCAUGAUCACUCAGAAUCAGCCUAGGCCACUUCACCCAGCCUAGGUGGAAAAUGGCACUGCCAGUUAAUUUUACUGGUCAGCUCUUAGAGUGGGACUGCAAGUAUACCCUUAGGAUAUUUUCACACAUAGCAUAAUGAGAAAUCAGGACCAUAAUUACUGGGUGUCAGAUAAUAAUCUUGCCCAGUUGGAAGAUGCAGACCUGCUCUUAGUGCUAAAAGAUAUUUCUUAGGCUUCUCUUUCCUUGCUUGAUUUUCAUUUGGCAUUUCAGUAUCAGUACAUCCCACAGGUACUGCUUUAUUUUAGAAGUAGCUUUGUUCAUUGUGCUGCAGAGAUUGUCAUGCCAGCCUGCAAUGGGCCCACAUUCCGCUACAUGAUGUUUUGAUGUUGUUGACUUGAAAUUUACACUUGAGUAUGUCAGUAAGCAACGAGGGUAAAAUAUGGAGUUUGCAGCAUGUGCAGUGCUGUGAAGUAGAAGAAAAGAUCACAGCUAAAUAUAUGAAUAACCAAUAAAGUUUCAUUGUCUUGGAAGAUUCCAGCCUGAAAGAAUAUAUUCUGUAGUCACUUGUCAGGGACUAAUAGUAAUAGCUUGCAGGCAACCAAUACUAAUUUUUUAAAAAUUAUAUGUAUGUAUUAGACUUUCACAACAUUAGACAGGAUAUAAUUGCAGAUAUUAGAAAUUAAUGAUCAGGUGGAAGGGAACAGCAUCUUUGGAUGAUUUUCAGAACACUGAAACUUCAUAAAGCCUAGAGGAUACAAUGUUAUGGAAUAGCUUAAAUAAAAGAAAAAAACCUAAGGCUGCUGCAGGUGAUUUCAGGCAGGUCAAUUUUAUAUUGAUACUUAAAAUGUGAGAAGAGGAGAAAAUAAGCAAGCAGCCAGUAUUGGAUUUCUUGUUCUUAAAGGAUUAAAGAAGGGUAACAAAUGGUAGUCGGUGUAGCUUAAUGGAAAGUAUCUCUAGUUCAAUUCAAUACUGAUCUUUAAAAUUAUCAAUAUAAUCAGCCACACUUACGAAAGAAAUUCUUACCAUUAGAGUGAUGCUGUAUAAUUCGUUGAGUAAGAAAUUUCAAAAACACAGCUCCCAAAUUCCUCAAAAUGGAUAAAAGGGAAGUAACCAAUUGAUGUAAGCUUUGAUGAUUCCCAGCUCACAGGCACAAAGCAGGGGGCGUUCAUCAUGUAAUCUGAGUAUUAAUUUUUAGCCUGCAUUAUUGUAGCUUUUUAUUCAAAGGAAAAAUUCUUAGAAGCCUACUUAUAAUGGAUAUUUCUAUCGCAAACACUUAGUUCAUUAAACAGAAUCACAGGAAGGUUUGUUUAAAGAAAUAUACCAUGAUGUUCGUAGUCGUGUGCUAAGUGAGCACGAUUGUUCUCAGGUUUCUGCACCAAAUGAUCCUGAUGUUUGGUAGUGAGCAUUUAGCUGUUGGUCUUCAUCAAUUUUUUCUUUUUGAGCCAUCUCCCCUAUGUCUUUCAAGUUCUUAUGUCUUAUCCAUAUAGUUUGGAUAGAAUUAACCAACCUGCCAGUUAGGCCAUUCUGCUGUUAAAAAUUGAUCAGGUUUUCCUUUGCAGUAGUCCAAAAUGAAAUGUUGUUCUUUUUGUCUAGUCCUGGACUUGGGGUUAUUUUCAUUUGGGAAUUUAGGUAAUUUUUUCAUUAAAAUAUUAGGAAAACAUUAUUGAAAAUGUUAUUUUCAUUUUCUGGCCACAAUAAAAAUAGAUAGGAUAUUUUCUUUUUCUAGUAAUUGAGUGUGUGGGAAACAUGAUCAACAAUUUACUUGUUGUUUUGACCAGCUUCUUAGUACUGGCAAAAGCAGGGAAACAUUUUUGGUAAUACAGUUCACAUUGGUAAUUAUCUUAUCAAAAGGUAUUUUCCUAAUAAUUUCUUGUUAGAUAAAUGCCAACAGACCCUAGUCAAAACUAGAUUAAAGUCUCCUGUCUGACCUGGUCAGACUAGAUUAAAAGUCUCCUGGCUGCCUCUGAGAAGCCCAUUGGCUUUUACCUGAGGUAUUUGGGAGUGUAGUGGGAAUCAAGCUGAAGCUGGCAACAUUUGGAAGGGCGGCUGUUCUGAGCAUGCAGUGCAUGGUGAUCUGAACAAGAUUUUAGCUCUGCAUCCAAUUCUACUCCCUGUGCCUAAUCCUUCAGUAUUUUGCUUUUAACCUGGGAAUGAUUUCUUUGGAGGUGUAGCAUCUACCUGGGAAAUUUCCAUCAGUGCCAGCCAUGUGGUAGGUUUCUGUUUUUUGGGAAGAUAGAAAAUAUCCUUCUUCCUAACCACCUAAGUCAAACAUCCUGUAAUUGACACAAUCUAAAUAAUCUUCUGCCUCUGAUAUCCUGCUGCUUCAGUACACAAUGACCCAACCACCUAGUGAGGCUGAAGCUGCUUCUCCUUGGUGCUUGUCUCAUGCGAGGUGGUGUGGAGGAGGGGAAAGAAGAGCAGCUUUAACAGGCAUCUCUAUCAUGACUCUGCACUGCUUGCAGCUUUUUCUCUUGCUUCUGCUUGGUUCAUGGUGGCCAGACUCAGAGCAGCAUGUGGCGGGAGCUGUGAAGGUCAGGGAGCACUAUAUAGCUGCACAGAUCACGAGCUGGACCUACAAACCACAACCUGAGGAAAAGUCCAGAUUGGAACAUUCAGAUCCUGUAUUUAAGAAAAUUUCUUACAGAGAAUAUGAAGUGGAUUUUAAAAAAGAAAAACCAGCAAAUACAUUUGCAGGACUUCUGGGACCAACCCUGCGUGCUGAAGUGGGAGAUACUUUAGUGGUUCACCUUAAAAAUAUGGCUGACAAGCCAGUCAGUAUUCAUCCUCAAGGCCUAGUUUACAGCAAAAAUGAAGAAGGCUCCCUGUAUGAUGACAGAACAUCACCUGCAGAAAAACGAGAUGACGCUGUACUUCCAGGCCAGCUCUACACAUAUGUGUGGGAUAUACCAGAAGAAGUUGGUCCAAGAGAAGCUGACCUUCCUUGUCUUACUUAUGCUUAUUAUUCUCAUGAGAACAUGGCAAUGGAUUUUAACUCUGGUCUGAUUGGAGCAUUGCUGAUCUGUAAGAAAGGAAGUCUAAAUGAGGAUGGGUCACAGAAACAUUUUGACAGGGAAUAUGUACUGUUGUUUGGUGUGUUUGAUGAGAACAAGAGUUGGCAAACAUCAGCAUCAGUCAAGUAUACAGUUAAUGGCUAUACUGAUGGAACGUUACCAGAUUUAGAGGCUUGCACAUAUGACAACAUUAGCUGGCACUUGAUAGGAAUGAGUUCCAAGCCAGAAAUCUUCUCCAUUCAUAUCAAUGGCCAGUCCAUGGAGCAAAAACAUCGUCGAGUUUCUGCUGUUAAUUUGGUGGGAGGAGCCUCAACCACUGUAAACAUGACAGUGACUGAGGAAGGAAGGUGGCUCAUAUCUUCUCUUGUCCAAAAGCACCUGCAAGCUGGAAUGCACGGUUACCUCACUGUAAGGGACUGUGGGGACAAAGAGCUGAAGAAGAGUCGUCUCUCCUAUAGAGAACGUCUUAUGGUCAAAACCUGGGACUAUUUCAUUGCUGCAGAAGAAGUUACCUGGGAUUAUGCCCCAAGUAUUCCAGACACCCUUGACAGACACUAUAAAUCACAACACUUGGACAACUUCUCCAAUCUCAUAGGUAAAAGGUAUAAAAAGGCUAUUUUUACACAAUAUACUGAUGCCAGCUUCACUAAACGUCUGGAAAAUCCUCGUCCCAAGGAAACUGGAAUCUUGGGCCCUAUUAUCAGAGCUCAAAUCAAUGAUAAAGUCAGAAUUGUAUUCAAAAAUAAGGCCAGUCGACCCUACAGUAUUUAUUUCCAUGGAGUGACACUUGCAAAGAAUGCAGAAGGAGCUGAUUAUCCUCUGGAUCCCACAAGCAAUGGCACCCAGAGUAGAGGAGUUGAACCAGGGAACAUGUACACUUAUGAGUGGAAAAUUGCUAAAACAGAUCAACCCACUGCAAAGGAUGCACAAUGUAUUACAAGGCUGUAUCACAGUGCUGUAAAUAUUGAGAGAGAUAUAGCUUCUGGACUGAUUGGCCCACUUCUGAUUUGUAAAAGUGAAGCACUGACGCAAAAGGGUGUGCAGAAAAAGGCAGAUGAGGAGCAGCAGGCAGUGUUUGCUGUGUUUGAUGAAAAUAAGAGCUGGUACCUAGAGGAUAACAUCAAAGAGUACUGCAGCAACCCAGCCACUGUUAAAAGGGAUGAUCCCAAGUUCUAUAACUCGAACAUAAUGCACACAAUAAAUGGCUAUGUGUCUGACAGCAGUGAAAUCCUUGGGUUUUGCCGAGAUACUGUGGUUCAGUGGCACUUUUUCAGUGUUGGCACUCAUGAUGAGAUUGUCUCUGUUCGCCUUGCUGGACACUUUUUUCUGUAUCAAGGGAAAUACGAGGAUACAUUGAGCCUUUUCCCAAUGAGCGGAGAAUCAGUCACAGUGGAAAUGGACAAUGGUGGUACUUGGCUUUUGGCAUCCUGGGGCACCCCGGAAAUGAGUUAUGGCAUGAGGCUGAGAUUCAGGGAUGCGAAGUGUGACUAUGAGGAAGAUGAAACAUUUGAUUUUGUGGCUUUAAGUCCCACCAAGACUGAAAGAAAGGCUGUUACUACCUCAGCUGAGGAAGUUGUGCAGGAAAAUGAAGAAAACAAGGAGGAAUCAGAUUACCAAGAUUAUCUUGCUUCUUUUUACUCCAUCCGAGGCUCAAGAAAGGCAGCAGGUGAUGAAGAAAAACAGAAUCUUACAGCACUGGCCUGGGAGCAGUAUGAAGACACUGAUGUCACAAGUUCUGAAGUGGCAGUUGGCUCAGGUUGGACAGCUAUAAAUAGCAGUGGAACAACAAACAACUCUAAGUUCUUAGAAACUCAUAUCACUCCUCUUCCCCCAGUCAAGGCUGAAACAUUCCAUUCAAAUCACACAUCAGUCACAGCAGAAAAGGAUUUAUUUUUAGCUUCCACAAGUGAUGGAGAAGCUGACUUGGUAUUUGAGAAUAGAAACCAAAGCAACUAUGAAAUAGCUCACAAUAAUAUGUCUGCAGAUGAACACUUGCUGAGCAAUGGGGAAGGCCCAGUGAAUAUUGCAGGAGAGCUUCCAGCUGGUGGAAAGGACAGUAAACCUUUUCCAGAAGAACAUCAAGAGCAAAGCACAGGAAGAGGAAAUUAUACCACUAACAAGAAAAGGAGAAGGCGAAGCUCUCUGGCCAUUAAGUUUUACUCUGUCCAAAAGAUGAAUGCCCUUCUAAAUCAUAUCCGAAAUAAAAAUGUCUCAUUUUCUGACAAGACUUAUGCACCUCAUGGUGUGCAUCAUACAGAGAACACAUCCAAUGAAGCCAUGAUGGGAACUGGCCAACUGCCAAAUGAAUAUGAUGAUGAUCUGGAAGAGGAGGGAAAGAAGAUGGAAAAUGCCAUGCACACAGUUAACUUGACACUGGAUUUGGACCUCAUAGUAGGAGAUGGGUCUAAUGCAUCCAGCCUUUCUGAACCCAGGAUAUCCAAAGAUAAACCGGCAGAUGUUGUUUCUUUAGAAUAUAUGUUAGACAAUAAAAACCCUAAUUCCAGUCCUGCUGUAGUGAAGAACUUAGUAGAAGCAUCAUUGCCCGGGGCCAGGAAAUAUUCAUCUAAAAUGACUAGUGAGGAAUGGAAUUUGGCGUCUGCAAAGAUGAUUCCAGGAUUAGAGCCAAGCUUAGAUAAAUCUGCUGGUGAUAAGUUAAAUCAUCAUGGCAGAAAUGGUACAGCAUCCAUAAAUAAGGAGGAUAUGAAGAAGUAUCAAGGGUUCUCACAUCUAAUGGGGGAAAACCAGAAAGGGAGCCACAUUCACCUAACUCAGAAAGGAAAGGAGGGAAACAACAGUACCUUGACUUUAUCUGGAACCUUCAUCAAGAUCCGAAGGAGAAAGAAGGAAGACGCAAAAAUUACCUACUUGCUGCGCCCACGGAGUAGAUACCCCAAAAAGCCCAGCAAUUCCAUGGCAGGGUUUGGCCGUGUGUUGUUUCCGGGUGGGACCAACCACACAGCAGCGCCGUGUUGCACAGAUGCCACCAAGGCAGCCAGUGAGGCCAGCCAGAGGGUGGAUGUGAACAGAGCCAGGCACGGAGAGUCUCUGGGUGACACCCUCAGCCCGCGGCAGUUCAGGCCAUCCAUCACAAUCGGGCUUCCCCGAGCAGACGGCGACUACGAAUAUGUGAUAGGAGAAUCCUACAGCGAUGAGAGCUCGGGCGGGGAAUACGAGUACCAUUAUGUGAGCUUUGAUGACCCCUACAUGACAGACCCCAAGGUGAACAUCAGCAGGCAGCGUAACCCUGACGACAUUGCUGAGCACUACCUGCGCAGCAGAGGAAAUAAGAGAAGAUACUACAUUGCAGCUAAAGAGGUCUGCUGGAACUAUGCAGGAUAUAAGAAAAGUGCAAUGAGGAAUGACAAAACCUGUAAAGAUGGCAGCAGACAUAAGGUGAUUUUCCAGAGCUAUACAGACAGUACCUUUUUGACUCUUCAGGAUGAAGAUGAAUAUACAGAACAUCUUGGCAUCCUGGGACCAGUUAUUCGGGCUGAAGUGGACGAUGUUAUCCUAGUUCAUUUUAAGAAUCUGGCAUCCAGACCAUAUUCUCUCCACGCCCAUGGAGUCCUCUAUGAAAAGUCCUCUGAGGGAAGCGUUUAUGAUGAUGAAUCUACUGCUUGGUUUAAAGAAGAUGAAGUUCAGCCUAAUAACAGCUACAUAUAUGUAUGGUACGCAAACCGGCGAUCAGGCCCUGUGCAGUCAGGAGCAGCUUGUCGGUCCUGGAUCUACUACUCUGAUUUAAACCUGGAGAAAGACAUUCAGUCUGGUUUGAUAGGGCCAAUACUGAUCUGUGAAAAAGGAUUCUUCAGCAAAUCAAACAGCAGCAGGACAUAUACCCGAGACUUCUUCUUGCUUUUUAUGGUCUUUGAUGAAGAGAAAAGCUGGUACUUUGACAAACAUUCUGGAAGGCCUUGUAAUGAGAAGACACAAGAAACGCAGCAAUGCCACAAAUUCUAUGCUAUUAAUGGGAUUACCUACAAUUUGCAAGGCUUGAGGAUGUAUGAAGGUGAAACAGUCCGAUGGCACUUGCUGAAUAUGGGUGGCCCAAAAGACAUUCAUGUUGUUCAUUUUCAUGGACAGACUUUCAUAGAACAAGGAGAGCCAGAGCAUCAGCUUGGUACAUACACUCUCCUCCCAGGCUCAUUUAGAACAAUUGAAAUGAAACCACAGAGACCUGGCUGGUGGCUUUUAGACACUGAAGUAGGGGAAUACCAACAAGCAGGAAUGCAGACAUCCUAUUUGGUUAUAGAGAAAGAGUGCAGGAUUCCAAUGGGCCUGGCAAGUGGGGUUAUACUUGAUUCACAGAUUGAUGCUUCACAUCACAUAGACUAUUGGGAACCUAAGUUAGCCCGAUUAAAUAAUUAUGGAACAUACAAUGCUUGGAGUACUACAAUGGAGGAAGAACUCCCUUGGAUCCAGGUGGACUUUCAGAGACAAGUUUUGCUCACUGGGAUACAAACACAGGGAGCCAGGCAGUUUUUAAAGUCCUUGUACAUCCAGAAGUAUUUUCUUGUUUACAGCAAAGACAAACGGACAUGGAGCACCUUCAAAGGAGACAGCUCACCAACAAGAAAGAUUUUUGACGGUAAUUCCAAUGCCUAUGAUGUAAAAGAGAACAGCAUUGAUCCCCCUAUUAUUGCUAGGUACAUCAGACUCUACUCCACUGAGGCCUACAACAGGCCUACUCUUCGCAUGGAGCUUCUGGGCUGUGAAGUAGAUGGUUGCUCUUUGCCACUUGGAAUGGAAAGUGGAGAGAUCAAGAAUACCCAGAUAACAGCCUCAUCUACUAAGACAUCCUGGUUUAACACAUGGGAUGCUUCACUUGCUCGUCUCAAUCAGAAUGGAAAGAUGAAUGCCUGGCGAGCCAAGUUUAACAACAACCAACAGUGGCUGCAAAUCGAUCUCCUCACAGUUAAGAAGAUCACUGCUAUUGCUACGCAGGGGGUCACAUCUAUGUCAGCUGAAAACUUUGUGAAAACCUAUGUUCUUCUGUACAGCAAUGAAGGCUCUGAGUGGAAAUCCUACACAGAGGGUUCAAGCUCAAUACCAAAGGUUUUCUUGGGUAAUACAAACAGCAAUGGACACAUCAAGAAUUUUUUUAACCCACCCAUCCUGUCCAGGUUCAUCCGCAUUGUUCCAAAAACAUGGUACCGUGGGAUUGCCCUUCGGGUCGAACUCUAUGGCUGUGAUUUUGGUGGGGGUCUGGCUGUGAAAAGGACUGAUGAGUCUGGGGGCACUUAACCUGCCAGCAGUCAUCAUGCAGAACAACUUGUUUGUUGAAAAGCCCUUAAAACAGUCACACUUAGUAGUUUGGAUGUGUGCUUUGUCAAAUGAACAUAAUGUUUUACCAGCAGGACUGAGAGAUUUCUCUGGAAGGUGUUUCAUUCCUACAAAUACACACUUUAGAAAACAGCUUCUUUUCUCCGGAAGAAAUAGUAGUCCCUUCUGAUUAGUAUUAUCACUUCUUCAUUAUAACCAGUACUCUGUCUUAUUUUUACUUAAAAUUAAGUCCUAAAUCCCUAGGAAUGGAGACUCUGGCCUUGAUCCUGAGCCCUGACUAUCUCCAUUUUGUAAUGCUUUUGCAGCAGAUAAGGAAUAGAAAGCUAUAGCAGGUAGAUGUUCUCCAUACAUAAGGCUGAGAGGGAAAACCAGUGCUUAUCUGGAGCUGUGGUGCUGUGUUCCAGCAGUGCCUUGGUGAGAAAUGAUUGUAGGGCUGGCCUCUCCUCCAUGUCUUUCACCUACACUGUGGCAAAGGCUAGACAUGUCUCAGCAUUCAGGUAUAUGCAACCCCUUCUCAGAGAAUGUGUACUGGCGUUGUUGGUUUGGUUCUUGCAUACCCAGUACAAAGGACUGGUGUGGAUUUCACAGAAUUCAUCUUUAGUGCCCUGGAAACGGAAAAGGGGAUCAGCAGUGCCUUUCCAUCCCAGAAACAAGAAGGGAAGUGAUUUAACCUGGCAGGUCGUGGAACAGCAAUGGGAGAACCAAAACAAGAAUUCAGAACUCCUGAUGCUUAGUCCCGUAUACACUUUUAAACUGUUGGUUCAGGGAGCUCCUGUGAUGCGGAAAGCUUUGAGAACUGCAGCUGUUCAGUGACAGUACAGCCUGGUGGUGGCAGAGGAGGAUUAGACGAAACUGGGUAACAGAAACAGCUGCAUCUUCUCUUACAAUUUAACAGUGUUUCACUAAUGGAAAUACUCUUGUGCAUAGAUUUCACGUGGAUUUUUCCCAGGAUAACUACAUCUGAAAAUAGAUACACAGUCCAUGAACUCAUUAUUCCAGCAGAAUUUUAGCUAAGCUUUCAGUAGUGUUCUGGACUUCUAUCCUGUAAAUUGUUUAUUUGCAGCACUUCACUUAUAACACUAGAUACCAUUCAGCAGGCUGGAUUUUUAAAGUAGUUUGUAUUUGAACCUUGGUUGGUGUUAGCCAGUUUUAUUUCAGUAGUUUUUAAUUUCUUUUUCCUACAGAACUUGCAUUUUAAAGAGAAGGUAUAGAAUAGGAGUAAAAAAAGUGUAAAAACUAAACAAAUAUUUUCUUCUAUUUUGGUUUUUUUUUUUUUCCUAUGUCACAAACUGUUGUAAUUCUCCACUGGAAAAUAAAGCUAAUUUUGUAGCAUGAAAGGCAUCAACAUUUUAUUUUGUAUAUUUGCCUCUACAGUAGUAGCUCUGGUAAUAGUGAAAGUUUGCAACAGGAAAGUAAAAUUUUCAGUGCCAAUUAGAAUUAAUUUCAAAUGGUGAAUCAGUAUGAGCAAUUGCUUCAUCUUUAAAGGUUGGUUUCUCAGUAUUUUGUAAUUGUGUUUAAUUUAUGUUGGUUUGACACCACCAUGAAAUUGCAACACAAGCCAUAUUCACAAAAAAAAAAAAAAAAAAGACAUGUAAACUUUGGAUUGAGGUUUUACCUUGGAAAACAGACAAUAAAUGCUUGCUGAAUUCAGCAGAACCAA